Molecule: messenger RNA, 1060 nt
Organism: Amphibalanus amphitrite
Lineage: Eukaryota; Metazoa; Arthropoda; Thecostraca; Balanomorpha; Balanidae
Gene: Sbds
Product: ribosome maturation protein SBDS-like
Exons: 6
Coding region: 104-868 (254 amino acids)
Biological process (GO): ribosome biogenesis; cytosolic ribosome assembly
Source: RefSeq, a predicted model, not a curated record
ACGAACAUCUAGCACUUAUCCACACCCCGCGGCCCCCGUGGGGCAUAACAUAACACAUAACACAUAGGUGAUAGGUUAAUCAACGUCUGUAACUCAAGGCAUCAUGUCUAAGAUAUUUACGCCAACCAAUCAAAUGCGACUUACAAAUGUCGCGAUAGUCAGGAUGAAGAAGACUGGGAAGCGAUUUGAAAUUGCCUGCUACAAGAACAAGGUGCUCUCCUGGCGAAGUAAAGUCGAGAAAGAUAUCGACGAGGUUCUUCAGAGCCACACUGUGUUCCUGAAUGUGUCAAAAGGUCAAGUGGCUAAGAAGGAGGAGCUGCAGAAGGCGUUCGGGACCGACGACUCGACCAAGGUGUGUCUGGAGAUUCUGGAGAAGGGUGAGCUGCAGGUCUCCGAGAAGGAGCGGCACGCCCAGCUCGAGUCGACCUUCAAAGACAUCGCCACCAUCGUCUCCGAUAAGUGCGUGAAUCCUGAAACCAAGCGUCCAUACCCAGUCACAAUGAUAGAGAAGGGCAUGAAAGACAUGCACUUCUCAGUGAAACCCAACAGAAACUCCAAACAGCAGGCGCUGGACGUUAUCAAGCAGCUACAGAGUAGUGGCGUGAUGCCCAUCGAGCGGGCCCAGAUGCGGCUGCGCGUGCAGCUGCCGGCCAAGGAGGGCAAACACGCCCGCAAGCGCAUCAGGGAGAUGAGCUCAUCGGUGGAGGAGGAUGACUGUGCCGACGGCCAGUUCACAAUGGUGUGCCUCCUGGACCCGGGCCAUUACCGAGCCGUGGACGAGCUGCUCCGCGCAGAGACCAAGGGCAAGGGCCACAUGGAGCUGCUCAGCCUAAAGGAGGUGCGAGAGGGCGACUCGGCGCUCGAGUAGCCCACGGGACAGCUGGGGUGGGGCAGGGGGGAGGCGGCUGACGGGGCUCUCUGCUGUGAUAUAACCGCCGGCGCUGCGUCUGGGUACUGCGCGAGCGGUGGAAGCACGCCGCCUCGCGAAUCGCGUGUUAUAUUCAUGAUCUGGUCGCGCUAAUCAUGUUGGUUGCUUCAGAAAAUAUACUGUUUAUUUAAG